Exophiala bonariae is the source of this 1476-nucleotide messenger RNA. RefSeq lists its product as uncharacterized. Gene Ontology annotation, cellular component: plasma membrane. The coding region runs from base 1 to 1476 and encodes 491 amino acids. The record is from RefSeq and is a predicted model, not a curated record. The transcript has 3 exons. Lineage: Eukaryota; Fungi; Ascomycota; Eurotiomycetes; Chaetothyriales; Herpotrichiellaceae. Gene Ontology annotation, molecular function: transmembrane transporter activity. Gene Ontology annotation, biological process: transmembrane transport.
AUGGCGUCCACAGAAAAUGCACCGCUCAACCCAGGCAUAUCCAACUCCGAAAAGGACCCACUCCUCUAUGACCUGGUAGUCGACUCUGACGGCUUUGUCGAUUUCACUGAGCACAGCAAUGUGAAACCCAGGAAUUGGCUAGCAAGGAGAAAAGCCUAUAACCUCGGCUUUCUACUCGAUUUUAUCACGACUGCAAUUAGUGCUGCCGGAACUCCAGCCGCCGAAUUUGCGAAGGAAGAGCUUCAUAUCAGCCACACCCAAUCACUCUUUGGUUUUACCUCGAUAUAUCUUAUAGGCCAGGGUCUUGGCGGGCUCGUCUUUUCACCUUUUUCCGAAGCUUUCGGCCGCAGAUGGCUCUACAUCAUCUCAUCUUUCGCGUACAGCGGCUCUUGCGUUCUUGUUGGCGUAGCUCCGAAUGCUACGGCUGCCAUUGUCGGCCGCUUCCUUUCUGGUGUUCUUUCCAGCAUCCCAAAAGUCAUUGUCUCUGGAAGUAUCGAAGAUCUCUAUGACUCAGAAGCUAGGAUAUGGAUAUUUUUUAUCUGGAAUGUCACUGUGAACUGCAGUUUGAUAUUUGGUCCUAUAUAUGCUGCAUAUGUGGCAAUGGUACUUGGCUGGAGAUGGAUUUUUCACAUCGCGGCAAUAAUACUUGCAAUUGUCUCAGUAAUGCUGUUCAGUAUUCGCGAAAGCCGGCAAGGCCUUUUGCUCAGCAAACAAGUGGCUCAGCUACAGAAGUUGAACCCACAUCAACAUUACCAGGUCUCAAAAGCUGCUAGACAACCUUCCUUCCAAGAGUUCGUCCAGGUCGCCUUGGUUCGACCAUGGAUAUUACUCUUCACCGAGCCAAUUGUAUCUUUGACGGCCACCCUGAAAGCGAUCCCAAUCGUUUAUGACGACUUCGGGCUAAGCAUGCGCCAAUCAAUGCUCAUUCUCCUCUUUAUUGCACUUGGACUGAUAUCAAGUGUCCUAACUCGCUUUUAUGAUCGCUUGGUCGCGCGACGACGCCGACGUGCCAGCCUGCCACUCAAGCCCGAGGACAAGCUCAUUGGUUUCAUCAUUGCUGCGCCACUUCUAGCCAUCAGCCUCUGGUGGUUUGCUUGGUCUAUCCCGCCCAAGAUGAAGAGCGUCCCGUGGAUUGUAUCUGCCAUAUCUCUCGUUCCACUUGGGUACGCAACCAACGAGUUCGACACAGUGCUGGGAGGAUACCUGGCAGACAGUUACCCGAAUUAUGCAGCAUCUGCUUUCACAAGUCUUUCACUUUUGAGAGCAUUUUUGAGCGCGGCUUUUCCACUUUUCACGGAUCAGUUGUUCGUUGGUUUAGGAAACAAUCUGGCUGGAUCGGUUCUAGCCAGCGUAGCCACUCUAUUUUUUGUGGUCCCUAUUAUCUUCGUCAAAUAUGGCGAAAGAUUGCGGAUGAAAAGCCAAUUCAAUAUGCCUGAUAGCACAAGAACGAUGCCCAGAAAUGCAGGAACUCAUUAG